ACCAUCAGAAACGUCCGUGUGCAACAUGUAAAACAGAACUAUUUACUUUCGCACUAGGAUUAGUCGACGCAGGUAAUUUUUGGUAGAAAAUCUAACUUUCUAAAUAGUUUGAAAACCGUGUUUCUUUUAUUUGGAUUUUUUUUAAAUGUUUAAACAUGGAACAUAAGUUAGCAGAGUUCAGAGCCCGAAGGAAAGUCGAGAAGCAAGUAACAAAAACCGAAAACCAACCUGAAAGUUGUUGCUCUGAGAGACACACAGCUCCGAGAGAUGCGACCGAGUCCACGGAGUCAAAAAUAAAUGUACAAAAGGAAAACAGAGACUGGUUGCUGGACAGCGCUGUUGGCCGCUGGCUCGGUGUGCAGCGUUUGGCUAUUACGAAUCUGACCUUACUGAAGGUGUUACUGUGGCUUGUGUUGCUUGGUCUCUUCUCUGAGCUGGACUUUGGACUGCCCUUCUUUCUCCUGUCUUUGUUUUACUGGCUCUAUGAAGGUCUGCGGAGUCCAGUGGCGAGAAGGCCUGGUGAGCUGAGCGCCUAUUCGGUGUUUAACCCCAACUGUCAACCCAUCCUGGGCACACUCUCUGCAGAACAGCUGGAGGGAGAGAUGGGUUACAGACCAUUAAACAGCAGGGUGAAUACAUAACACACUACCGACAAACUCUCAGACUGGCUUCAGAAUAAACACGGCUGAAGUUUGGAUCCACCUAUAGAAAGAUAUAUUUUAAGCCAAACACCACACACUUUAGACACAGAACAAGGCCAUGAUCAACAGCGAGCUUACAAAGGAGGACAAAAAUGAGGAGCUCUUGAGUAUGAAGUGAUCUCUUGUACUCGGCUUACUUGUGCCAAAGUCUAACCAAGUUAAGUUUGUAUACACAUGGCAACAGCCUAUGACAAAAUCUGGUCUAUGACUGUUUAAUGAUGUGAGCUGAUUUAUUGGGAUUUAAAAAAAAAAAAAAAUGUAUUAAGCCUUUCAUGCAUCAAUUGUGAAACAUAAUCAGGAUUUCUCCCUAAUAAUUGUUGUUGUUCUUUAAAUGGAAAAAUAAAACUAUGGGACAUAAUGCAUUUGAAUGUUCAAAAUGAAGUCAUAUCCUGCUGAAGAGAACACAAUUAUUUGAAAAUUAAAAUAAUGGUAUGAGCCAAUACCAGAGGGGGGGGAAAAAAAAGGUUGAUCAGAUAUCUGAGAAAACAUACUGGAUAUUGGAUCCUGUAACAAAUGAAACCUUGAAUUAGAUUUUUUUGGGAAAACAAAUGGAUCUGGAAAUAAAAUAUAGAUAUAAAGAGACCUUUUUAUCCCCCACUGGCUGAAAGGCCCAAAGGGGGAUUGUGUCGUGGCGACGUCCAUCCAUCUGUCCGUCCGUCCCAGGAAGGGUACUCACCUUCUGAAAUCAACUACUCUCACGAUUUUUGGAGGAAUUUCACGAAACUUGACAGGAUUCUUUGUUAUAUGUCGGUAAUGCGCAUAUUGCAAUUUCGUUCAAGUUCAGUCACAUUUUUACCAGAGUUACAGCCCUUGGUUAACAACCUCGUACUUUGACAAUUUCAUGAAAGUGUGCUCGUCUUCUGAAAUCAACUCCUCUCACUAUUUUUGCAGGAAUUUUCCAAAACUUUGCAAAAGGCUUUGCUAUCUGUCGGUAAUGCGCAUACCGUAUUUUCUGGACUAUAAGCCGCUACUUUUUUCCUAGGUUUUGAACCAUGCGGCUUAUACAAAGGUGCGGCUAUUCUGUGGAUUUUUCUUCCACCGCUAGGGGCGCUCUAACCGGAAGUAGAAUCAAAAAUAAGAUAGACGAAAAAUCAAUGCAAAGAAGAAUUAGCAGAUCUUUAGCAGAUAGAACACGCACGACAAAUUACUAACUGGUAAUUAUUUUCAAAUCCAGCGAAGAUGAUUAAAGUGACUUGUGGUUUCAAACACAGGAGAAAUGAAGGUAAAUAAAUACCGGUUAUUUUCUCUUGGUUCUGUUCCGUUUUAAUCAGCAAAGUUGCUGCCGUGUUAAAAGGCACUGUUCGGAAAGAAUCUGUUCAGGUACAUACAUGUACAUUUACAGUACAAAAUCGUUCUGUACAUGCAGUAAAUAUCUAAUUUUUCAACAUAGAUAUCUGCGGCUUAUAGCCCGGUGCGGCUUGUAUAUCUUUUUUAAAAUUUUUUUUUUUAAAAUAGAGUGGAUGCGGCUUAGAUACAGGUGCGCUCUAUAGUCCAGAAAAUACGGUAUUAAAAUUUCGUUCAGUUCGGUCACACUUCACCAGAGUUAUGGCCCUUGAUUACCAAACUUGGACUUUGACAAUUUCAUGACGGUGUAUUAAAGGAAAAGGCAACUUUUGUACAAAAUCACCACAAAUGGAUAGAUAAAUAUAUAAAGUAAUCGAUCAUGGAAUUUAUAGAGAAAGAACAGACCGCAUAACAGUAUCUUUUAACUUUUAAUAAUAUGGGCUUGCGCUGAGCUCAGCGAAGAUGCGUUCCGCCAUAUUGAUCUACUGCGUGACGUCAUGCGGCCCACCACUGAAAAGAACUCUUCAGUGCUUCAUUGUAAUAAGGUAAAAAACCAGUACAAUCGCUUCUUCAAAGUUUCACCAAAUGGUUUUAUUUAUGCAACUUAAAGCUCAUAAUACUGUAUAACUUUGGUUGAGUACAGACUUUCGUCUAAACGGGGGAACAGGGGCGCUGCGCCCUCUUACUCUCGGCGUGCGCCCCAUUACCGACUCCGUGAAAACAUCCCAGCAACACUACGUGACAAUGUGUCUGAUCAUCAAAUACGUUAUAAUUGCUCCAAAAAUAUUCCAAUCAUAGUAGAUACACCGCCAGACGGUGCAAAAACAAUCCGAAUUGGCGUUUUCCAGACUGAGGCGCCAUGUUGUUUAGUUGUUUACUUGUCGCGGCUGCUCUCGCGAGAUUUGACAUGGGUUACAUACAAGGUCAGCUGACUUGUAGAGCGAGAUUUCUCGAGACUGAAUGACCUUUCACCCACCGGCGCGGGAGCUUUUGACAGAAGUAGUUCGCGAGUUGUUUUUGUUGACACUCGGGCAUUUAAAGAUGUCAUCCCGCGGCACGAAACGGAAGAAAGCCAAAGACUGUCCGGGGCAGAAGAAGAUUACUUCUUUCUUUUUCAAUGUUGACAGACAAUUUGUUACAAUUUCCCUCUCAGAUAGCCUCAGAAUGUCCCAUUGGAGCAUUUUUCAAAGGCUUUGCACGGCGGGGGACGGACAACCGGCACCAACUCCCCCCCCCACUUCGCUCCCUCGCCAUGGUGAGCGCCCUCGUACUAAAUUUUUCUAGAAAAAACCCUGGAGUAAAAACACGGAGCAAAAACAUGGCUGAAUCCUGAAUGACUCCUAUUUGGAUUUGUCCUACCAAGCCUACUGCGCAUGCGUGAAGCGGCUCGGCUCGGUUUUCCCUUUCGGGCGCUCUCGUUUUCUGUUAGAAUUUGGUAAAGAAGAAAAAAAAUAUAUAUAUUAUUUACCAGCUUACCGGGCCCAUGAACAUAAAUCUGACAGCUGACAAGGUCGGGAUAUAAACGAAUCGAAUACAAGCCACCCGCCGGGACUCCUAAUCACAGUGAUCUGCUUGUAAACACUGUUUUCAUGGGCCCAGUGACGUCACAGAUCAGAGGGAGGCGCAUUAACGAAAGAUUCUGAUUGGUUUAUAGUUGCCCACAAUCUCAAAAUGGCUGCCUCCUUCAACUUUGACUCCUCUGUGUCAAUUCAUGAUUUCAAAGUUAAAAAUAUUUUUUCAUGUUCGAUAUAUAAUGGAAAUAAUUAACGGAAUUGAUUACGUAUAUGUUUUUCUCCUAUUACACACCUGGUUUUGUACAAAAGUUGCCUUUUCCUUUAAGCACUUGUAGCAUAGAUGUAGUUGCCAGCGGGGGAUAUUGUGCUCUCAGAGCACUCUUAUUAUGGUUGAUUUGAUUACAUUUAUAAUUUAUAAUGCAAGUUAUUUUAUGUGAAAGAAUAUAACUAAAGUUCUCGUUAAAAAAAAGUUUAAAACUUAGUAGUUUUUAAAGAAAACAAUAUGAAAUGGGUGUCUGUAUCGGCUGAUGCUCAAGGUUUCGGUAUUGGCAAAGACAAUGCAAUAUCGUGGCAUCUCUACAUGUGAAAAAGACAUGAAUUCUAGUUUGAGUUUCUUUAUUGUUUACCUUGACAUACUUGAGCUUGUUUAUUAAAAGAUUCCAAAAACA
Neoarius graeffei (lesser salmon catfish) is the source of this 4167-nucleotide messenger RNA. It is a transcript of the gene saysd1, whose product is annotated as SAYSVFN motif domain containing 1. Lineage: Eukaryota; Metazoa; Chordata; Actinopteri; Siluriformes; Ariidae. The record is from RefSeq and is a predicted model, not a curated record. Bases 156 to 641 code for a protein of 161 amino acids. The transcript is spliced from 2 exons.